UAGCAUUAGGUCCUGUCCAGUGUGAUUGCAAAACAACCCAGUUAGCUGUGAGAAUAAAAAAGGAAAAAAGCUCCUGCCAAGUUCUGUAACGAAAGCCCUGCCCGGUGAGAUCCCUGUUUCUGUGACUUCCUUUUACCCACUCCCCUGAUUCCUCUCUUUUCCUCUCCUCACAGACCCCCUAUAAUAACAGGAAUAGAGAAGGAACUGGGAUGCAUCUGGACAGCUGGAAAUGAAACUGGAGAGACACAAGUCAACCACACUAAGAUUUACGAGGGGUGUGCCUGCCUGGCUGGCACAGCAGCAAAGUUAAUCUCUACGUGUGCACAGAGGGACACAUCUCCUUAACAACAUGCAGCAUUGACAAAAUAACUUCACUCUCCUGGCUUUCACAGCUGUUGUGGACUCCACCUGCACCCACCUCUGUUUCUAGAUGCUCUGACAUCUCUGAAUACCGACCAGGAGGAAGACACAGGCAGGCCGGCCAGCAAGAUGGAGGAAUUCUCUACCAGCAACACAGACGGGACAGAGACAUGUGCCAAGGAGAUAGAUCAUGGGACUGUGAGGCCCAGGGGCUCACAUGGGGACCAGCAGAGAGUUAAAGUUCAACUCCAGUCUGAUAACACAGACGCACCGCCACCACCACCGGAUAAACACUCCAGCAAUGGCUGCCGUGCAAUGGCGUCUCUGGAUGCUGGAUCGAGACAGAGAGAGUGUGUGACUGUGCCUGCCAGUAAACCUUCGGGCUGCUGCUGUAACGCAAGCUGCAGGAAGGGCCUUGGGCCUUGUGUACUGUGCUGCAGUCAGAUCACAGACGUUUGCAAGGACCCUGACAGUAACACUGCAGUCCAGAGAGCAGGGAUUUCACCUCCGACGUACACAGCUGAUAAAACAGGAUAUGUUACACAGAGCAUUGAAGGUACUGUAGUGCAUCACGACACAGAUGUAUGCAGGAGUGUCAUGGAGUUGGAGUCAGAGGAGUUGUCUCCUCUGUGUAAUGCAAUGACACUAUCAGGUGGGGGCAGUAACAAGAACUGGUUUCAGGGCUUGCUCUACCCUGGUACCUCCUUAGGUUAUGAUAGAGGCAAGGAGGCUGUAGGGGGCAAGGUGUCAGGCUCAGAAUCCUUAAUGUCCUCAGUGCCAUCUUCCACAGGAGUCACUACGGGCAGCUUUGCCUUCUGUCUGGUGGAGGAGGUGACAUCAUCAACAGUCACCGACACCAGCUCUGUCCAUAGACUCAGAGAUGGCCACAUCAGCCCAGGGGGCAAAGCCGAAACUAAAAUGUGCUCUACAUUGGCACUCGUUCCCGCCAGCCCUUCCAAAAGCCCCACGGCUUUAAAGAUGGCCUCAGACAAUGGGUUAGGAUCUGACUGCGAGACUGAGGAUAACUUUUCAUAUAAUAUGCAAGAGUGUUCGACGGUCCUGGUCCGUAGAUUUUUGAGGGAAAACCAGAGGGUGAAGAAGUCGAUGUGUACAGGAACCAGGGCUAUCAUCAGGACGUUACCCACAGGGAGGAUCGGUGAGGAGGCGUGGAACACUGUCUGCAGAAGGGAGCCCCUCCAGGUGUGGGAUGAGGAUGGCCACCAAACUUCUGGGGGAUACAGUGAACACAGUUCAACCUCUCAGUGUCUACAUCUGCAAGUGUGUAAACUUCUCCUUGGAAAAACAGGAGACUUGUUUUUUGAGGCAUGCCAUGCCCUGAGUUCUGAUGUAAGGGUGGCCAGUUCAGGAGCUCUACUCCUGUCUUCCAGGAAGCUGCUGUCUGCAGAGAGGAGGGCCACAUUGCCAUGGCCGGAAGGAGGAGGGGAGUGUAGCUACCGAGCAACCCUACAGAGGACUGACAUUUCUGCCUACAUCUCAGGGACCCUCCUGGAAGUGGUUCUGUCCAUCGGCAACACGGGCGUCAAUGACUUCUCUCCUCCCUGUAUCACCACAAGUCCCUUGGGCUGGGCUGUCCUGAAAGAGCGUCAACUGCACUCCCCCAUGGUGGGAUCCAGCGUGGUGCCGGCGGCUCCACUGACGGAGGUCAACAAGGAGCUGUCUGACCUCCAACCCCUGGUCAGGUUCCCGGAGGAGAUGGCCUACAUCCUCAUGGAUCAGGAGCUGCAGCUCUACAGCCGGAUCCUACCCCAGGACUAUCUCUGCUUCCUCACCCUCGACCUGGGGGGCCCUGGCCAGCCACAGCCCCAGGGGCAGACACACCAACCUGUACAACCUCAUCUUAUGGCUGGCUGCAGUCGGCCCCACAACGCAGUAGAGGACCUGGUCACAAGGUUCAAUGAGGUGAGCUCCUGGGUGACCUGGAUGAUUCUGACAGCAGGUUCUAUGGAGGAGAAGAGAGAGGUGUUCUCAUGUCUGGUCCACGUGGCCAGGUGCUGUUGGAACAUGGGAAACUACAACACUGUCAUGGAGUUCCUGGCUGGACUCAGGUCUCGCAAGGUGCUAAAGAUGUGGCAGUUCAUGGAGCAGUCGAACAUCGAGACCAUGUGCGCCCUGAAGGAUGCCAUGGCGCACCACGAGACAUCUGCAGAGUACAGGAAGGUGGUCUCGCGUGCUCUCCACACCCCGGGCUGCAGGGUGGUGCCCUUCUCUGGGGUCUUUCUGAGAGAGCUAGGGGAGGCCCUGGAUGGAGCAGCUAGCCUGAUCAACCUCAGACCACGCCUCAGCUCACAGGACUCUGUGGAGUUUGUCUCUGACUACAACGGACAGGACAACUUCCUGCAACGGGCGGGGCCAGAUGGGCUCAACCAAGCAGAGAAGGAAGCAACCAUCAACAACAUCCUCCAGACCAUCCGUAGCUGCAACCGCAGUAUGGAGUCUGAGGAUUGGGAGGAGUCUGGAGGGUCUGGGGACGGGAGCAUCACUGGCUCACGUAAAAACUCCUUCAAGGAUGGCAACCACAACCAGUUCACCGUGGGCGAUCUCUCCGAGUCUGCGGGUGACCUAUCUGACCUAUCACAGGGCAAAGACCCAGACUUCCAGGGUAUGGGUGAGAGUACUCAGAAGGCCUUUGCCCACGGUACAGAGCUCAUGCCCUGGUACGUCCUCUCCCUCCACCCCCACGUACACCACUUCCUCCAGCAGGGCGCUACUGUGAUCCACUAUGACCAGGACUCCCACCUCACCGCCCGCUGCCUGCUCCGACUCCAACCCGACAAUUGUAUCCUCACCUGGGCCAAGCUCCAGAGUGAGGGCCUCCCUGGUUCUAGCCCUGGCUCUGACUCCUCAAUGCUCCGGAGCCCCACUGGGUCAGGGUACUGUGGGAAGCUAAUACUGAACAGCCUGGCGGAUGGAUUCCUGGAUCUCUCCGUGGCGAAAGCUGUCUUCAUGGGCCAUCCUGGGGCUGACAUUCAGGCGGUAUGCCUGCAGAACAAGCUCUCAUUUGGACUGAGCCUGGAGGAGUGUGGGGUGACUCUGCUCUAUGGGCUCCAUACAACAGACAACAGGUUAUUACACUUUGUGGCCCCGAGAAACACAGCUAGGAUGGUGUACGCUGGGCUGGAGUCCCUGUUAGCUGUUCACAGGAGGAUGAGGAGGUUCCCUGACCAAAGGCUGCAGUGGCUCCGGAGGAAGUACGUCAACCUCUAUCAGGAGGAUGGCAGGUACGAGGGUCCAACUCUAGCCCAGGCCAUCGAGCUGUUUGGGGGCAGGAGAUGGAGUGUGGGUGCUGGUAGCAUGGAGAAGUCUGGAGCUCAGAAGAACAACCAUCUCACUGUGACCAAUCAGAAGACGGUUAACUCCAAUAAAAAUAAAAAGAAGGUUGGGACCAGGGGGGACAGUGGGGAUGCCACAGACGAUGAGAUGGUGUCACAGAAGGUGACGAGUGGUUGGGAUAUCCUAGGGCGGAAUGCACCGGACCUGACAGACAACAUGGACCAAGACCAGGAAGACAGCAGCUCCUAUGGUUUCCCUGAGCCUCUCUCCUCCUCUUCCAUGGCCAUUAGCACCUCUUCCUCCUCCAUCUCUUCCUCAGCUUCCAAUCACAAAGCUCAAACUGGUAAUAUGUCAAGUCAGACACUAUCUAGCCGGGGUAAGAGCCAAUCAAAGAGCUUCCAGAACCUCAUGGUAUCAGAUGGCACCAUGAGCUUUACUGAGUUUGUUGAGCUCUUCAAGUCCUUCAGUAUCCGGAGUCGUAAGGACCUGAAGAAUGUGUUUGAUGCCCAUGCUGUGUCCUGUGGUCAGUCUGCCUCUGAGCCUGCUCCUCUCUACACUCACCUCCGCAUCGACGACAGAGUCACAGGAAUACAGCCAGAUCUGGACCUUCUGACACGUAAUGGCCUGGACCUUGGUCCUUCCAUCUGGAUCAUGAGACACAUGUCAGACAAUCAGAAGCAUAUUUCAGACGCCAUAGCUUCUGCCAGCAUCGUGACCAAUGGUACUGGCGUGGAGAGUGCCUCGCUGGGAGCUCUGGGCAUGACCAUCAUGCACCUCAACGACUUCCUGGUCAACUGUCAGAGAGAGAACCACUCACAUGAUGAAGUCCUAAGAAUCAUCCAGACAUUUGAACCAUCUACCACUUUGCAUCAGAUUGGCUGGAUGUCCUUUGAGGGAUUUGCCCGGUAUCUGAUGGACAAGGACAACUCUGCUUCCAAACUGGAAGAGUCUCCACUGAAUGUUGAAGAGCUCCAUUACCCUCUGUCUUACUACUACAUCGCUACAUCACACAACACCUACCUGACCUCCCACCAACUCAAGGGAGAGUCGUCUGUGGAGCUGUACAGCCAGGUACUCCUCCAAGGAUGUAGGAGUGUUGAACUGGACUGUUGGGAUGGAGAUGAUGGCAUGCCAAUCAUCUACCAUGGACACACCCUCACUACCCGCAUACCCUUCAAGGAUGUGGUGGAGGCAGUGAACCGCUCUGCCUUCGUGACCUCUGACCUACCUGUGAUGCUGUCCAUAGAGAAUCACUGCUCCCUGCCGCAGCAACGCAAGAUGGCCGACAUAUUCAAGACGGUGUUUGGAGAUAAACUGGUGACAAAGUUCCUGUUCGAAAGUGAUUUCUCGGACGACCCACAGCUGCCGUCACCAUGGCAACUGAGGGGGAAAAUCCUCCUCAAGAACAAGAAGCUAAAAGCUCACCAGACGCCAGUGGACAUCCUCAAACAGAAGGCUCACCAGUUGGCCCAGAUGCAUUCUCAGGCCAGUAGUGUGAUGCCUCCUCCCUUCCCAACCAUUGAGGAUCAGGAGGAAGAAGAGGAUGAGGAUGAAUACGACUAUGAGUAUGAAUCCCUAUCUGAUGCUGACGCCCUGGCUUUAUCUACUGCUUCUUCUCUCCCAGAAGAUAAUAUCCUGGAGGAUAGGCCUGAGGGAAAGUCUCUUUCAGGGGAGAAGUUACAGACCAAACACAGUGACCAAGUCCCCAAGAAGAUGAAGAAAUGUGAGAGAGCUACUCACAACAAAGCAGAAACACAUGUAUUUGGCAAGGAGCUGGAGGAAGAGUUCAAGCUGCCUCGAAGCAAGAAGGAAGGACGCCAGAUAGCACAGGAGCUCUCAGAUAUGGUGAUAUACUGCCAAGCUGUCAAAUUCCCAGGUCUAUCCACUUCCAGGGAGAGAAAAGAGAGACAGGAAGUUCUUUCUCCUAAAGGAAAGGGAAGGAGGUACAUCUUUGGGAAAGAUCCAGAGAAAGGUGUUCCAGGGGACCCAUCGACAGUGAUGCGCACCCCAGGGAGAGGAGCAGCAUCAGAGGGCCCCCGUCCCAACUGGGAAGAACCACCCACCUCCCCUCUGUACACCUGUAAUGCCUCCCUCAGCUCCCUCAUCCACACCCCAAAGUGCUACCAUGUCUCCUCAGUCAAUGAGAACGCCGCCAAACGCCUGUGUCGCCGCUACGCCCAGAAGCUGAUCCAACACACCAGCUCCCAGCUCCUGCGGACCUACCCAGCAGCCACACGUAUCGACUCCACCAACCCUAGUCCCCUACUCUUCUGGCUGCAUGGAAUACAGCUGGUCGCUCUCAACUACCAGACCGAUGACCUUCCCUUGCAACUGAACGCCGCCAUGUUUGAGCCUAACAGGGGUUGUGGGUACGUCCUGAAGCCCCCGGUCCUGUGGGACCCCAGCUGCCCACUCUACGGACACUUCUGCCCCCUGGACAGAGACCCAAGGGGGAUGAGCCCCGUCCUGUUGUCUCUCACUAUUAUCUCUGGUCAGAAUCUAUGCCCAGGGACUACAGCAGGCAGUCCAUGCAUCGAGGUAGACAUCCUGGGGAUGCAGGCUGACGGGUGUCACUUCCGCACCAAACCCGUUCACCGUAACCCCCUGAACCCCAUAUGGAACCAGAGCUUCCACCUCCCCCUGCUCAUGGCUGACCUGGCCUUUCUACGUUUUACCGUGGUGGAACACAACAGCUCCCAGACCACCGCUCAGAGAAUCAUAUCACUCAGAGCACUCAGGACAGGAUACAGACACGUGCAGCUGAGGAAUCAGCACAACGAGGUCCUGCCAGUCUCCAGUCUGUUCAUCUACAGCCGUACAUCUGAAGACAGCGGAACAGCAGGUUCACGGCCUGCAUCAUGGCUCUUCAGCACAGAGGAGCGUAGGGCUGCUGUGCAGUACAGAGUCACCGUCCAUGGAGUCCCUGGGCCUGAGCCUUUUACGGUGGUGGGUGUGAGUGAGAGGACCACUGCCAGAGAGCUCCUACACAAUAUCCUUCCAUCCCUCUCCUCCUCUACUCUAGUCUCCCUCCCUUCUUACUUCCUGAUGGAAGAGAGGGUGGCAUUGCCCCGUCAGAGGGGGGAGGCUCAGGGUGAGGUUCGGGGUAAGAGGGGGGAGGUUCGGAGGCCUCUCUUGCAGAGGACGAUCAGGCCUGAGGAAGAGAUACUCAGGGUUGUUGAGAGCUGGAACCCUGAUGAAGGCUACCUGGGCAGAGUAUGCCUCAAAACGAGAGAAAAGUUUGUGAAUGAUGAGAAGCCAGUUAUAGAGGAGAUGGAGGUCAGCUGUGGACUGGAGGACGAUUCCUUUCUGGUGAAAGUACAUGGAGUAUCUCCUGACCAAUCACCAGUGACCCUCAGAGCUCCCAGACACAUCACAGGCAAUGACCUCAUCCGACAGACACUGAGAAAAGCCAGACAGUCCAGCCUCCUGCUGUCAGCGGGCAACGCCAGUGACUACAUUCUGAUAGAGGAGGUAGUCAAGGAGCCCCUGGGGCGCAGGUUCCCUGCCAGACCCACCCAGAGGAUCCUCCUGGACCAGGAAUGUGUAUUCCAGGCCCAGGGGAGGUGGAGGGGACAGGGGAAGUUCAUCCUCAGACUCAGGGAGCAGGCUCAGGGAAAAGAGACAGCUCAGCAUGAAGACUGUGUCAGACCUGUUCGCGAGGAUCGGCGGAAAGGAAUAUCGUUGGCGAGCGAGUUGAAACGACUGACAGGCCGGAGCCGGGCCAUAUGGAUCGGGGCUCACGCCUGCUCUGAGGUGGUGCACAGCAAUGAUGAGAGGGCCGUGUGCUGUCUGCAUCUGAGUGAGACCAGAGAGUGACGUUACACACAGUGUAUUCAUAGUGAAUUAUAGGAUCUCUAUGUCCAACUCAUAGAGAUAAAUAAGUGCCCAAAAGCCUGUCUUAGCAUCGGCAGCGCCAUUGAGGACUUUCACAAUUCUUAAGUAGUCAACUGGGUGGAACUUCCUAUGGGUUAAGGAAGGAUCACACAAUUCCAUCCAGGUCAUCAGGAUGGACCAGCCAAUGAAUUAUACAAACAUUCCAUAACUGCAGGUGGCAGCAUAUUGCCAACCUUGGCUUUAUACCUAUCCAGACAACACACUUCAGGUGACAGUAUGCACCCCUUUCAGUUUGUUUACCAACUCAUAAAGUAGUAGAAGAAGAAAAUUGACUACUUCAAAAUGGAGAUGGCGCUGGCUAUGGUCUCAUAGAUGCCAUAAUGGGACAGAUGCAGUGUUGCGUCCUCUAUCUAACUCUAUGGUCCAACCCUCCCUUGAGUUUCUCUAACUAACUCCAUGGUACAACCAAAUCCAAAUCUACCGCAUAACUUACAGCUAAACAACCUCGCUAGCAUCAUCAUUUGGGGCAGAGAACCAAUUUGGAAUCUGGGAACCAGACUGAAGUGUAAAAAGUAAUAUUUUAUGUUCUCUGCUAUCGAUUGUCCAAUUGAUAGUAUUAUUGUAUGCUCAUAAUAUGUUUGUGUGUUUAUCUCCCUUCACACACUCUAAUUAAAGAUAUCCAAGAUGGGCUGACACUGGGAAGAUGUGGAAUUGGAGCCGUGCAACUCCUAGGUGUCUGAUGUGAUUUGGACCAGGCAAUAAGCCUAAUCUACGUCUACCUAGAGCUGGAAAUGGCACCUUAUCGGCAUGUGCAUUUAUUGAAGCCUUGCAUUAGUUCCCCAAGCAAAUGCCUAACGAAAAUGGGGAGAAUCUCAAUUGGAUAUCCUUGCCUCCUUUUCGAAAUAAAUGCACUUGUCAUCAGGCAAAUUACAUUUACAGAGGUGGAAUCACAUAGUCUGUUAAAAACAGUAAGAUAAAUACGCAUGUAGCUAGAGUCCAUUCCAUUCUCCUUUUUCCUGUCCUUGUGGCACGCAGAAGACCCAGGUUCGAAUCCAGUCGGAGAUGAAAGACGAACACACUGACUGUAGGACAGACCAGCAGAUGGUGAUAUUGUGCUUUCUGAUGGAUACAUAAGACAUCAAUCUGGCAAGUUUGAAGUGGCUGGAGGAAAUGUGAAGAAUCUCAAUUAGAUUUCCUCGCGUCCUCUCCUCGCCUCCUUUGAGUCGAGGAGAUGAAAACAGGAAAUAAAUGUGCUCGUCAUCAGGCAAAUUAUGUUUAGAGGUGGAAUCCCAAAAUACAUGUUUAAAGUGGUUUACAAAUUCUAGUUAUGCUAGACAUUUUAUAGAUAAAAGGAUAAAUAAGUAGAGUAUAAUUUUUAAAUGUGUACAUGCUUUUCCCCUCUGAGAAAAUAAUAGUUGUUUCAAAGGAGGUGUGACUGAUUUCAAAACACUUCUGCGGUAGGAUACACCCGAGCAUCCUUUCCCGACGGUGGCAGUCGAGGAGAGGAGACAAACUCCUUCAUUGACCUAUUAACUUAACACGCUCCUACAUAUGCCAAACACUUACUGGAUUCCAGGUCACGGAGGAGAGGAAGGACUUUCCCAAUUGAGAAUCUCCCAUGGUCAGACUCAAAUAAUCAAGACAGACAAGUUCACCCAUCAUCCCUCAAAACAAAUUUCUACAUUAACUCCAAACAUGUUUUAAUUUUUUUCUCUAUUUUACAUUACUGCUGGUGUACAAUACUGCAAUAUUACUGUCAUAUUAGUAUAUUAAACAUUCCCAGUGCUA
Molecule: messenger RNA, 9273 nt
Organism: Oncorhynchus nerka (sockeye salmon)
Lineage: Eukaryota; Metazoa; Chordata; Actinopteri; Salmoniformes; Salmonidae
Product: 1-phosphatidylinositol 4,5-bisphosphate phosphodiesterase epsilon-1-like
Exons: 32
Coding region: 490-7467 (2325 amino acids)
Biological process (GO): lipid metabolic process; release of sequestered calcium ion into cytosol; small GTPase-mediated signal transduction
Molecular function (GO): guanyl-nucleotide exchange factor activity; phosphatidylinositol-4,5-bisphosphate phospholipase C activity
Source: RefSeq, a predicted model, not a curated record